This is a messenger RNA of Schistosoma margrebowiei, 3329 nucleotides long. Lineage: Eukaryota; Metazoa; Platyhelminthes; Trematoda; Strigeidida; Schistosomatidae. The record is from the annotation of a GenBank genome assembly.
AUAAAUAUUUGUUUUGGCAAUAAUGAAGAUGAAUUUCCAAUUUUAAAUUUACUUUUUACAAAUUGUUGCAAACCUUUUUUGAUUCUAUUUGGAAUAUUUCCCAAUCAACACAAUGAAUUAUUUCCUUACGUAAAAUUUAAAAACAUUAAAAUAGACAUUGGGUAAAUUCAACAACUUAAUACAUUAAUUAACAACAAUUUUCUCAGCAUUUUCGGUAAUCCGAAAAAAUAGUCAAACAAGAUAUAUGGCUGACCAUCAACUGUUGUUUACCAUCAUUCAAACUAAACAUCAAGAAGUUCACAGUCGAUAAUAUUAUUAUCAACUUACAUAGUUCAACCUAGUGAUCCACUUAAUAAAUGUCUUUACAUAAUAAUAUCUAUAGUAAUAAGUCAUCACAAUUAAAUAAUUCAUCACAGUGUAACAAUAGUCACUCUGUUGGAUUGAGUCAAUACAAACCAUAUCUAAAUAUGAUUACAAACUACGAAUUUCAUAAUCGUUUCCCUCAAAGUCAAUCAAAAGAAGUUUUGAAACAAUAUUCUGGUGAAUUUGAAAGUUUGGGCGAUGAAACACGUUUCUAUCAAGGUUAUCAAUUGAGUAUGAGUGAUUUGAAAAAAGCUACAACCGCUUCAAAACAAACAGCAGGUUGCUUAUUUACAAAUUUUGAAGAUGUUAGGUUGACUGAUGAAGAACGUGUUUAUUUGAAUGCAGCCGCAACAGGUGAUAUUGGCAUCAUUCGUAUGUCAUUAGAAGAUACUGAUGAAUCAACGGACUUCAAUGUAAAUUGUGUUGAUUAUAUGGGACGUAAUGCAUUACACCUUGCUGUCGAUUCAGAAAAUACUGAAGUAAUGGAAUUGUUAUUGGACAAAUUAAAUUUUGAAUGUAUCGAAGAAGCUUUACUACAUGCUAUCAGUAAAGGGCAUCCUAAACUAGUACGUGUUAUUAUUGAACAUCCAAAUUAUCAAGCUGGUGAAGAUCAAAUUAAACGAAUGGAUUCAAGAAAUGCAUUUUUUCGUACUACAGAAAAAAGUCAAUUUUCACCUGAUAUAACACCAUUAAUUCUAUCAGCUCAUUAUAAUAAUCAUGAGAUGGUACAAAUGUUUUUAUCACGUAAUCAUACAAUUGACAAACCACAUUCAAUAUCAUGUCAAUGUAAUGAUUGUCAAGUUAGACAAGAUUAUGAUUCAUUGAAACGUUCACGUUCUAGGCUAAAUGCUUACCGUGCCUUAGCAAGUCCAGCUUAUAUGGCAUUAAGCAGUCCUGAUCCAAUAAUGACAACAUUUCAACUACGUCAAGAAAUGAUGAAAUUGGCAGAAAUUGAAAAAGAAUUUAAGAAAGAGUAUCUUAUGCUUGUUGAGAAGUGCAUGAAUUUCGCAUGUGAAAUGAUGGAUCUUUGUCGGGGUACACAAGAAGUUGAAGCGGUUAUCUCAGAUUUUUUAGAAGAUGGAACAAAUAUCCGCGAUCCACUCGGUCGUCUACGACUUGCUAUACGCUUCGAGGAGAAAAAGUUUGUUGCUCAUCCAAACUGUCAACAAUAUCUUACUAGUAUAUGGUAUGGAUCAGAAACAGCUUUUCUUCAAUCAUGGUCAUUAAUUAGGAAAAUUGGUCUUUCCAUAGCUGCUACACCGUUGCUUCCAUUAUUCUGUUUAAUAUACAUUAUACUGCCUACCUCGAAUAUUGCUCGUUCAAUGCGAUGUCCGGCAGCUAAAUUUGCAACUCAUGUUGUAUCCCAUUUUUUAUUUUUAAUAUUACUCGCUGCAGCGACAUUCCGUUUAGAAGAGAAUUAUGAUGCAUUAUUAGACGAACAAAUGCUUGGUACAGGGGAUGAAGAAACAAUACGACAAUGGGUACAAAAAAACUUUCGACCAUCUAAAGCAAUUAUAACACAUGUCCAAAUAUGCAUCGUAUUGUGGGUAGCCGGACUACUACUUGCUGAUAUUAAACAUAUCUACUUUGCAGGAUUCAGGUCUUAUAUAUGUAAUGCAUAUAAUUUACUAAAUUUUUGUAUAUUAUCCAUGUAUAUUGGUUCUUAUACAUUACGUAUAAUUGUUGACCGUUGGGUACGCGAAUCAGAUCUAUUCUUUAAUGCAACAACUCAAGUGAAUUUUUUAUUGCAAACAAACAAUAGUAUAUUAGUACAUCAAAUGGUACAAAAUUGGACACAGUCAUGUCAUCAUGAUAAAAGUUAUUUUAUUACCGCGUCCCGAUUUCGUUGGAAAUAUGAUGAUCCUGAAAUUGUAUCAGAUGUUAUGUUUGCAGUAGCUAAUGUAGUUAGCUUUGCUCGCACCACGUAUUUGAUGCCAGCUUUUGAAGCACUAGGUCCAUUACAAAUUUCAUUUACCAGAAUGCUUACAGAUAUUACACGAUUUAUGGUUCUAUAUUUAUUGGUGUUGUUUGCAUUUAUGGUUGGUCUGCAUAACCUCUACUGGUAUUACGGUUUACAAACAUUUAAGACCUAUGAUGAGGUAACAAAUACUACACAGACGCUAGUUGCAACAGAAAUGUUCGAAGGACUUCGUCAUACACUGUACAGUUUAUUCUGGUCAAUGUUUAGUCAAGUCAGUAUUAGUAAAUUACCGAUUCGCAAACCAGAUCAAGCUGAACAUAAAUACACAGAUGGUAUGAUUGACACUGAUUCACCGACAACAAUUGUUGAUAGUGUCGGUAUGGUACUAUUUGCUGUGUAUCAUGGUAUUAUAAUCAUUGUAUUGGUCAACAUGUUAAUUGCUAUGAUGAGUCAUUCAUUUGAAAGUAUUCAGGAAGAUUGUGAUGUUGAAUGGAAAUUUGCAAGAACUCAAUUAUGGUUAAAUUAUAUUGAUAAUGGUAGUACAUUACCAGUACCAUUUAAUGUGAUACCAACUCCGCACAGUGUUGCAAACGCAAUAAAAUUUAUGCGUAAUAUUUUUAAAGAUGAAGUCGGAUUUGUCAGUGGAAAUAUACGAAGUACAGAUUUUGUCAAAGUGAGAAGAGAUAAAGUUGUAAAAGACAAAGAUUUAACUAUUCAAGAAACAUCACAUUCAGAUAUUAUGCAACGACUUGUUAGACGUUAUUUAUUCAAAAUGGAAAGAGAAAAUGAUGAUAAAGAAAAAUAUAAAGAAUUACCAUAUGUACGUACAGAGGAUAUGACAGGCAAUAUGGAAGCUUUUCUGAAUGCAUAUGGUGAUCCAAAUCAAACUGUGCAAUUUGCUGAUGCUGAAGAAUUUCCAUUAUCAGUAACGGCUGUUGGAGGUAGAACAACUUAUGAAAAUCCACAAAAUCCUUAUCAACUAAGUGUACAAAGUGGAGCCCCCACAAUUAAUACAAGUCAACNCUCACAGCGUGUGCACCCAUGA